ACAAGUAGAUUGUCCCUUUGCCAUAAUAUGAAUUAUAAGUUGUCCUAAUGUCAUAAUGUUUUCUGUAAACCCAAUUAAACCCCUAAUCUAAUCUUUUAAACGUUUUUGUUAAUUUAAUUAUGUUAAAAAAAUAUUAUUAUUAUUUUUAAUUAAUUUAAUUAUUAAAAAAAAAAUACAAAAGGGGAAAAUCGACCAAAAUUUCCCCCAAGCUCGACGAACCCUAAUUGCUCUCUCCUCCUUUGGCGACAGAGAGAAAGGACGAUUUGAAGGGGAUCUCGCCGUCGCCGGUGUCGUUUUGGCCGGUAAUACUCCGCCGGUGUUCUUCUUCUUCUUAAUCGAAGUCUCAGAGACCUCGUCUCACUUCGCGACUCGUUCUCAAUUAAGUCGCCGAAGACCGCUGAAGCUCGUACCUCGCCGAUAACUGAACUCGUGCCUCACCGCUCCGCUCUCACUCUCUCAGCCAUAGUUUCAAGCAAACCAAUCGAUUCUCCUCAGGUUUGUUUAUGAAUUUUUUUGCAUGUCUUUGUAUCUCUUACUUGAGCUUGUUUAAGAUCGAUUUUGAAUGUCAUAAGUUUCGAUUCUUUUUUCUGUGAAUUAUUAUUUAGGCUUCAAUCUUAUCAAAAUUUCCUACUUUUUUGAGCUUUGGUUAAUUUGUUUUUGUAGCAACCGAUCUCUAGUGAUUGUGUUUCUUAUCAAAAUUUCCUACUUUUUUGAGCUUUGGUUAAUUCUCUUGUUUUAUCUUGUGAAUUAUAUUAUGAUGCAUGCGUUUAUAAAUAUUGACUGUAGUGAUUGUGUUUCUUGCAUUGUUUAUAGGUAUGACAAUUGAUCAGUUGCCUAAAUGCUUAUUCAAAGAGGGAACUGAAACACAAGUUGAGAAGGUCAACAACAGUUGUCGAACUUCCAUACUUGCGAAGGUGGCGAAGUACUGUCCAGACGAGUACAAAGAAGUGUCGGAGGAUCCGCUAUUUGCUCAGAUUGUGGCCAUUCAUGUACACAAGCUUCAGUUUUCGGCAAGAGCGAUCCACACCUUCGUUUGCAAGCAGCUUCUGUCCGCAAAGCGUUAUGAGUUGUGGUUCCAUUAUGCUAGGAGGCCUCUCAGAUUUUCAAUGCAAGAAUUCUAUGCCAUCACAGGUUUGAAAUACAAAGACGAGCCCGACUUGGAGAUUGAUGACUGGGCAUAUGAUGGAGGGUUUUGGAGUAAGUUGCUAAGGAGACAGAAAAAUAUUUCGGUUCAGCAAAUCAGGAAGGUUCAUGUGAAGUUGUGUAAUACAUGGUCUCGUGUUGAUAGGCUGCGGUUGGUCUAUUUGUGUGUGAUUGCUGGUAUUCUUAUGGCGAAGGAUGAGAAGGUGUGGAUCCCAUACAAGUACAUCAAGCUCGUGAUGAACUUCGAGAAGAUGAGGAAAUAUCCGUGGGGUCUUCACUCUUUUGAUAUGCUGGUGAGUUCCAUUAUCAACGCUAGGGAUAAAGUGAAGACGCAAAACAGUUAUGUCGUAGAUGGAUUCUCGUAUGCACUUCAGAUUUGGUUGAUGGAAGCUGUUCCGGACAUUGGGUCUCUUUUGGGUCAGAAACUGAGAGAAGGCGUGACUACCAUGAGGUGCAGGAAUUGGAAAGGAUCUGCUAAGAUUUCCUAUGAGGAUAUUAUUACCAUAGAGUCUAAUUUUGCUUCCACCGGAGAUGUGUUUCCAUCCAUUUCUACAUCUGGAAAUUUCAAAGACGUGAUUACUGAUGCCGAGUUUGUUCGAGCCUGUGAGAUGAAGGAUGAAAGAGUUGAUCUAAUCAUUGACAUGCAGCGAAACAAGUAUGACUGGAGUAAGCAUGUUUGGGCUUAUAAGGAAACAGUGAAACCAUUUCAGUACAGUUCUGAGGAAGAUGGUUCAGAUGAGGAAGCGGCUGUAGAGACAAGUGAAACUGAAAUUGAAGAAGAAAUAGAAAGCACCCGUGUGUCUCCUACUAAGAAGAGGAAGAACAGGUUUCGGGAUACUGGUGCGGAGUCGAGGAAGAAGAGGUUACUUUGCCAAAGAUCAACCGAGAAAUAUAGAGAUCUUGAAGAGGAAAUGAAGUCCUAUAUCCAGAGUAUGUUUAACUCUUCUUUUACUGCCUUAGGCCUCGAGGUACGCGAGAUUAUUGAAGACCGCUUUACCAAAUUAGAGGAGAAGAUCCUUUCAUCUCAGACUCAGGGUGGUGCGCCUGCUAAUACUCAGACUCGUGGUACUGAUCCGUUUUGGACUCCUUCUGCUGCUGCUGCUGCUGCCACUGCUCCGGCUUCGGUUUCUGGUCGUCCUCCUGCUCCUACUCGGGCUUCUACCGAAGCUCCUGCAUCAGUUUCUACUCGUGGUCUUGCUCCUUCUCGCAGUGCGGCUUCUGCUCCUUAUCGCAGUCGAGCUUCUGCGACUGCUCACAAUGGUGGGCCUGCGAAUGCUGCGAAGACAAGGUCUCAGACAAAGGUAAACAAGAAGUAG
Molecule: messenger RNA, 2459 nt
Organism: Brassica napus (rape)
Lineage: Eukaryota; Viridiplantae; Streptophyta; Magnoliopsida; Brassicales; Brassicaceae
Exons: 2
Coding region: 816-2459 (547 amino acids)
Source: RefSeq, a predicted model, not a curated record